CUAGAUGCACCAUGGUGCUCUCCUAUCAAGGUAAAAUAUGGUUAUGCAAAUUGCAGAAGUCCUAUGGAAGGGUAUUACAGAAAUGUCUUGGGGACCACAUGUGGCAUUCAUUGUCAGAAAGGUUAUGAACUGAAUGGUCCUCAACAUCUUAUUUGCCAGUCAAACAAACACUGGUCUGGGAAAGUUUUCUGCAAACAAAAACGCUGCCCAACACUUUCAAUGCCACCUAAUGGAGGAUUCAAGUGUGUUGAUGGUGCAUACUUUAAUUCCAGGUGUGAGUAUUAUUGCUCACCAGGAUAUCAGUUAAAAGGAGAUAGAGUAGUACAAUGUAUGGAUAAUAAAGCAUGGAGUGGAAGACCAGCUUCUUGUGUUGAUAUGGAAUCGCCAAGAAUUCAGUGUCCAAGUGUAAAGGAGAAAAUAGCAGAACCCAAUAAAUUAACAUCCAGGGUAUUCUGGGAUACUCCAGAGGGACGAGAUACUGCUGAUGGCAUUUUGACAGAUUAGGCGCUGUGGAAUAUUGAAUGCCCCUGAGAAUGGCUACAUAAAAUGUUCUGGUGAUGGAGAUAAUUAUGGUGCAACUUGUGACUUUUCCUGCAUUGGUGGAUACGAGUUGCAGGGAAGUCCAGCAAGAGUUUGCCAGUAUAAUUUAAGCUGGUCAGGAACAGAGUCAACCUGUACAUUGAUAAAUAUUAAUAUUGGUGUGAGGACAGCAGCAGCUCUUCUAGAUCAGUUUUACGAAAAACGAAGGUUGCUUAUUAUAUCCACUCCUACUGCAUCCAAUUACUUUUACAGAAUGCAGCUGGGAAUAUUGCAG
Messenger RNA from Thamnophis sirtalis, 814 nucleotides. The record is from RefSeq and is a predicted model, not a curated record. Lineage: Eukaryota; Metazoa; Chordata; Lepidosauria; Squamata; Natricidae.